GUACGGUCGCCUGACGUCACUCUCAGGAAGCGGCAAAAUAGUGCUUUCAGCAGUAUCGUUUUGAGUCGGCGGGGUCGCGUCGCAUUUAACUUAAAACCAUUUUAAAAGGUUCAGAGAACACAGUAAAGUUGUUAAAUCCUUACAGGUUUAUUUAAUUUUAGGACCAGAAGUAAUUUUUUUCUGUUGAGGGUGUUCAUCGUCACAGAGUGUUUCAACAAUGCCGAGAGGAGGCAAAAAGGGCCAUAAAGGCCGUGGGAAGCAGUUCAGCAACCCUGAAGAGAUUGAUCGGCAGAUGAGAGCUCAGAAGGAAAUGGAAGAGAAUGAAGGGGCUGAACGUGGAAGCUCAUCAGAAUCUGAAGAGGAGAGCAGCAGUGAUGAUGAACAGCCUAAAAGGAAAGGUGGUAUUGAAGGACUAAUUGAAAUCGAGAAUCCGAAUAGGGUUUCCCAGAAGAGCAAGAAGGUUGCGGAAAUAGAUGUCAACGCACCUAAAGAGCUCUCACGUCGGGAAAGGGAGGAGAUUGAAAAGCAGAAGGCUAAGGAGCGAUAUAUGAAGCUGCAUCUAGAGGGGAAGACGGAGCAGGCCAGGGCAGACCUUGCCAGGCUGGCCAUUAUAAAAAAGCAGAGGGAGGAGGCAGCAAGAAAGAGAGAAGAGCUAAGAAAAGAAAAAGAAGCAGAAGAGGCAAAGUCAAAACGCUAAUCCAAGCAUCAUCACACAGGACAGGGCUUUUCUGGGGCGGGAGGGAAGGGGUCUAGUUACUUGGAGGAAACAGCUCAGGGGAAUCCAUACAUGUCAUCCUUCCAUCUAUUCAAGGUUGGAGGAUUUGGACAUUUAUAGGAAGUCAAAUGGGAGGUGGAGUAUGAUGUUGGAGUUUGUUGGGUUUUUAAUUUUCAGUACCACCAAACUUCACUCACCUCUUUCCUCCCCUGACACAUUCACUGUGCUCAGACUCUAAAGCUGCUGGAGUUUACUCUCAAUUUCUACAUUUCUACAAUGUUAUCACCAUUACAUUAGAUUGGGAUGUUAUGGAAGAGUGAGGUAGGGUUGCAGGUGUGCUCACAUGAGCGGAUAGAAAAGAAAGAAGCAGGAUGUAAUGUGGAACAGUCAAACACUAACUAGACAUUUUGUCUUUUUAUGUAAAGAAUGACAUCAACCCUCUACUGUACUGUCUUUUGUCAAUCUUUGUGGCCUCAUUCUGUUUAAGUGCAACAUGCAUCUGUAGUCAUUUAAAGGUUAAUAGAAAGGCAUUAUGUUUGUUAUCGGGUGAAAUCAGGGCAUGUUGGAACUUAAUGCUGCAGGUUACAUCCUCAUUUAAAAUUGAGUUAUUGUUUUUAAGUACUUAAACACAGUAUAAUGCAAUCUCAGACAAAGGCACCGUGAUAAACAGGACAGUAUUAAAGUAGCUGCUUCUACACAGCUGAUUGAGCUGUUGCAUGUUUCUGCGUUCACCACAUCGUCUUCUAUAAUGCCCCUUUACUCAGGGGUUUUUCAUUUCUCUUGAGGUGGGACCAUUGUUUUUUGUCACUACCAGACUCACUGGUGUGUCUUCAUAGUAUUUGGAAGAGUUUUAUGCUUUAGCCCAUUGCUGGGACCUGACUUGCCUUGACCGUUUAAGGAAAGCAAUAUUACCUUGAUGAUGCUGAUGGUGCAACAUUUUUUUUUUUUUUUUUUCCAGUUCUUAAACACAAUUAUUUACAAAGUAUUUUAACAUUUGUAAAACUUUCACCAGUACUGAAAUAUAAGUAUUUACAUGGGGUAUUGAUAUGAAAUCAGUGGAAUUCCUUAUUUGAAACUGUUGUAUACAAAUAAAUAAAUUGGUAAAUGAA
Messenger RNA from Labeo rohita (rohu), 1824 nucleotides. RefSeq names its product pdgfa associated protein 1a (gene pdap1a). The record is from RefSeq and is a predicted model, not a curated record. The coding region runs from base 218 to 697 and encodes 159 amino acids. Gene Ontology annotation, molecular function: RNA binding. The transcript has 6 exons. Gene Ontology annotation, cellular component: cytosol. Lineage: Eukaryota; Metazoa; Chordata; Actinopteri; Cypriniformes; Cyprinidae.